AUGGCCUUCUUGGAAAAUAUCAAGGAGCAAGGCAUGGCUUCCGAUCAUCUGAUUGCAUGGAGUGAUUCGGCAGAGAUUAGGCAGCUGAAGAAAAGUCAGAAAGCACCAACUAAUUUAUAUGGUGGAUCAAUACAUUUCAAUCAUGGCAGAAGCCAGGAAAAAACACCUUUUAAUAUUACAAGAACGGCGGACAAAUUUGUUCAUAUUAAAGAACUUCCAGGAAAACUAGAAAAAACUACAACUAAUGAGAAAUUUUCAUUCAGAGAUGUAAGAUGGUUCCAGAUUGAAGAAUUUGGUAAAACCAAGUACAGAUACCCUUAA
Molecule: messenger RNA, 321 nt
Organism: Acanthoscelides obtectus
Lineage: Eukaryota; Metazoa; Arthropoda; Insecta; Coleoptera; Chrysomelidae
Source: the annotation of a GenBank genome assembly